AUGGGAACAUGGAGUCCUGCACAACUAUGCGGCAAACCCCAGGCCGCAUCGCUCUUCUCAAAACCUGAAACGACGGCCAUUUCCAACAAUCAAACUUCACCACGCCUCACACAACACUCAGACCAUUGUACUGAGGAUACUCCAGCAGUCUCUAGUUCGACAGACAGUCCACCUGAUGGAGGUUACGGCUGGGUCUGCGUAAUCGCCGCCGCCGUCAUCAAUGCGCAUUCGUGGGGGUUCAACACAGCAUAUGGUGUCUUCCUCGCCUAUUAUCUCAGUCAUGAAAUAUUUCCAGAUGCUUCGAGACUGGAGUAUGCGUUUGUGGGAUCAUUGAGUUUGACAACAAUGUUUCUUGUCUCCUCUAUCGCAACAAUAUCCACACUCAGGUACGGGAUUCGAAAAACCAUGUUCGCGGGCGUCAUCUUUGAGACAGCCAGUUUCAUUUGCGCGAGCUUCGCUUCCCAGAUUUGGCACCUUUUCAUCACUCAAGGUAUCAUGUUCGGCUUGGGCAUGGGCUUACUCUUCAUUCCGGUUGCCUCUGUUGUGCCGCAGUGGUUCACUACGAAGCGUUCUCUCGCUAGUGGCGUGUCUCUUUCCGGCGCUGGUCUUGGAGGCCUUGUUUAUUCCUUGGUGGCUGAAGCGAUGAUCCGCAAUAUUGGCCUGAAAUGGGCUUUCAGGGUAAUCGGUCUUCUCGCCUUCUGUGUCAAUACCACAUGUGUGCUCCUGAUCAAAGAUCGGGGGCAGACAAGCAAGACACGGAAGGUCACCAUGCGAAUCGCUUUCUUCAAGCGAUUGGACUUCAAUCUUCUUGUUGGGUUUGGCUUCUUCACGGUCUUGGGCUAUUUCAUCUUGAUUUAUAGUCUGGCCAGCUAUGGAGUGCACAUCGGUUUGACAUCAUCGCAAGCCUCCCUUGUCAGUGGUAUCUUCAAUCUGAGUCAAGCGGUUGGCCGACCUCUCAUUGGAUACUUCAGCGACGCCGUCGGUCGCAUCAAAAUGGCCGGUCUCACAACAUUCGCCGCAGGGGUGAUCGCCUUGACUGUAUGGGUCAACUCUGAGAGCUACGGGUUAUUGAUGUUUUUCGCCGUGGCCGACGGCCUCUUCGCAGGAAAUUUCUGGGCUCUGAUCGGGCCUUUGGUUGCGGAGAUACUUGGGUUGGAGCAGACGUCACAUGGCAUGAACCUAGUCUGGUUGAGCAUUGUCAUCCCCUCGACCUUCUCUGAGCCAAUUGCAUUGGGUAUCACUAGCACAACGGGAAGUUAUCUUGGGGCUCAAUUGUUUGCGGGCUUCAUGUAUGUUGGAGCAUCCGCUUUUCUUGGCGCACUCUGGCUGGUAAAUCGAAAGCGAGGCGGGCAUAUAGCUUAG
Penicillium salamii is the source of this 1362-nucleotide messenger RNA. Lineage: Eukaryota; Fungi; Ascomycota; Eurotiomycetes; Eurotiales; Aspergillaceae. The record is from the annotation of a GenBank genome assembly.